Molecule: messenger RNA, 4216 nt
Organism: Podarcis lilfordi (Lilford's wall lizard)
Lineage: Eukaryota; Metazoa; Chordata; Lepidosauria; Squamata; Lacertidae
Source: the annotation of a GenBank genome assembly
UGCCUCGGACCUUGCCCCUCUUCGUGUGGACUCUGCUACACCCAAGGUACCUUACCCCCGGGACCAGCACACUCAGCUAAGCCUUUUAUUUCUUUUUAUUAUAAAUUUCUUUGGCAGCCGGCCAUGAGCCAGAGAAGAACAAGCCACUCACACCAGGAGAACAAGUUAACACUUCUGGUAAGUAGACCAUUGCAUACUGCUAGUUGGGAAGGAAUGUUGCUGGUGGUGUAGUCUUGUAAAUGUGGAUGCCAGUUUGGGCAUGAUUCAGCAACUUUUAAGCAAUUUCUGCAAUGUGAGUUCUUUAAAGUCACUCAGCGCUACUUCCUGAUAUCCUUUAACUCAAGGGAAGCUGCUGAGUUCAUCCAUCCUUGGCCAUUGGACAGUGGUUUGUGUUGAUAGGAGUUGGAGUCCAACCAAUCUGGAGGGCCAUGGAUGCCCCAUCCCCGCUUCAACUGGAGCUGCUGGUGAAUGAAUUUAGGACGUGAGAAUUCAAGGCAUUUGCUCACCCACUGAUUGAUGGGCCCCCAACUUUAAUAAUAAGACUAGCACUUAUAAUUCAUUCAUAUAUUUAUUGCAGAUCCAUUUUGUAUAUUCUCAUCACCAUUGCUCAGUGAUUUAAGUGCAGACAGGUUACGUAAAAAAGAAAUGAAAUAAGCAUUAUUUUAAAAAAUAAUCACAAUUGCUUAUAAAGAAAUACAGGAUGCAGCUGUGUGAUUUACUAAGUCAAUAAUAAAACAUACACAGAAGAAAACAAUGAAUGGUCUGGUCUAAAUCAAAUCAAAACAAUUACAUUCCCCCCCCCCAAAAAAAAAGAAGAUAAAAAGUAACCUUAAACUGUACUAAAUCCAGACAUUCACAUAGACCUGCUGGACUUGACGCUCCUGAGCUGCUGUGUUUGUAUAUGAAAUGAAAUCAAACCAAAUGGGGAAUAAGAUCUUGGGCUCAUUGGAUCCUGAACACUUUCAAGAUUCUUUCAAGAUUUUCUGCUCUUUCUUAUAGUUCCCAAUGUGGCUCUUGAAGGGAAAGCAUUUCAGUCCAGUAUCUACAAUGACCUUGGAAACCCUGAGAAUGCCAUCGAUGGGCAUAUAAUUAGUGACUAUAUGCGUGGCAGCUGCACACACACAGAACUAGAAUUUAAUCCAUGGUGGACAGUGGAUUUGGGAGCAGAGUUUCGUGUGUCCAGGGUUAGCAUCACCAAUCGAGGAGACUGCUGUGCGAGGCGGAUAAAUGGGGCUGAAAUCCGAAUUGGAAGCUCACCAGUAAAAGGAGGAAUCACAAAUCCAUGGUACGGUAACAGAGUGAUGUUAUUGAUGGGAUCAUACCUGACUUUUCUUCCUUAAGAUCCUAAGAAGAGCCCUGCUAGAUCAGACGAAGGCCAAGAUCGAAUAGUCUAGCACCUUGUGUUCUGUAGUAGCCAACCACAUGCCUGCUGGGACCCCAUAUAUAGAACAUGAGGACAACAGCCCUCUUCAGCCAUUGACCCUAGUAACUGAUAUUCAGAGACAUGUUGCCUCUCACCUAUCCUGCAGUAUGACUUCUGGUUAAUACUGACACACAAACUGGUUUCCAUUCAAGGUGUGCGACAAUCAGGUCAUUGGCCCCAGGGGCAACAGCCAUUUUUGACUGUGGAGAAUUGCAAGGACGUUAUGUGACUAUCACCAUCCCAGGCAUUCGUAUCCUCUCACUGUGUGAAGUUGAAGUGUUUGGUGAAAAGCUACCUUCCUCAGGUAAGUGCGGAGGUUUCCUUGUCAUGUUGUGGUUUGGUGGGCUGCUGACCGAUGUUGUCCUUGAAAAGAAAUGGAGGGGAGAUGUCUAGGUUAGGAAGUCUUUAAUGGCAAGGGAACCUCUGGAGAAGGAAGCCAUCUCUUCUAUGAGAUGCUUCAUGUCACAUGUGCUUCUUUGUCUUUUAAUAACUGCAGUAUCAAGUGAUGAUGUACACCAGAGGCGGGAAAUUUUAGCCCAUAGGCCUAUAUAGGCUUGCUAGGCCUCCCUGUUUUGGCCAGGGGACUAUAUCAGGAAAGCCAUGCUCACUUGCCCUACAACAGACAACAUAUAUGAAAUAUACUCAGAGUCGCAAAGUGAUUUCAUGCUCUUUAUUCAGCUCAUAGUGGUGAGGAGGAAUGAAUGAAUGUCCCCUCCAAGUAUCUGCUUUAUAUACAUUAUUUACACAAUGGGCUGCACAUGAUUGGCUAAUUCCGGAUUCUACUGUAAGCCAAUCAGGUUGUGGAUUCACUUCUAUCUGGAGCAUGAUUGGGUAGUUCCUGCCAACCAAUCAUACUGCUGCAUUGUUCUAGGACCAAUCAGACUGCUGCAUUCUGAAUCCUAUUGUUCUAGGACCAAUCAGACUGCUGCCUUUUGGAUCCUAUUGUUCUAGGACCAAUCAGACUGCUGCAGUUUGGAUCCUAUUCAACUUAGUACAUAACAAUAUAGAUGACUUUAACAUCCGCCUGAAAAAAAUGCUGAUGCCCUGAGGGUAAAGCUGUGCCUGUAAACCUCUACCCUGGUCCCCUAGAGGCAUGGAAGCUUUACCAGUAGAAAGCUGGCAACUUUAGUUAGUAGAAGGCUCAGAGUUCGAUUGUUGACUCAGUCUAGAAUGUUUACACCUGUUCUUCCCUUUUCCCAUACCCAUUAUAUUCAUUGAUAUUCCUGUGGGACACUGACAAAAUUCUUCUCAAGUUCUGUGCUAUUUGGGGGUUUGUGAUACCAGGGAUCCCCAUCAACCAAGUAUACUUGGGGUUGUUGUUUUCUAAGUAAGGUUUGGCAUGGCUCAGAUAUUUUCAUCACAUAGGAAGUGUUGCUUUGACACUCAAUAUAUGUUUUGACUAGGAGAUGAAAAAGAGACCUCAUCUGGAACUACGCAAGAAGCAGAAGGUCAGUAAAUGCUCCUCACAUUCAUGUGUUCCAAAAGCCUAAAACAUUAUAUACAAGACAUGAACAACCAGUAUUUAUUUAGCUGAUUAGUUUGAAUCAAUAUGGUAAAUUUGGUCUUCUUCACCUCACCAAACACUUCCAGCAACUCUACACUUGUCCCUCUUGUUCCUAAGCCGCUAUAAGGCGGCUCAUUUCAACUUUCAGGACACAGCCCUCCUUCCCACCCAGGAAUCCUUAAGGCAGUGACCUGGGACCUUUCAGAUCUUAUUGGACUCCAACUCCCAUCAGCCCCCACCUGCAUGGCCAAUGGCCAGGCAUGAUGGGAGUUGAAGUUCAUUUUUUCUUGGAACUAACUUUGCUUCUUGGAGCUGGAUUCACACUAAACUCAUUCAGACUUGCUACCUGUUAUGUUUUUUGGAAAUACAACGAAGCACCCAGAAUGAAAUCUUUCUCAUAUAUUGCUAAUCUUUUACUUACAUUGAUUUCUUCCACUAGUUUUUUCACCAAUUGAACAAUGGGAAAAGCCAAGAGAACCCAAACAGCCAUGGGAAGAAGCAAAAGAGAACUGGCAACCCUAUACAACGGGUAAGCUGACCCUUUUACUGAAGAUGGGUGUGAACUAUCAAACCUGGUGGUAUAUGUAUUUUUCUUAUGGAUUGCAUAGGAAACCUACCCAAGAGUUCCUGUAUGCUCACACAGAGGACACUUGAUUUAUAAGUGCCAAUGUUAAAAUACUACUCUUGAUAUCAUAAACCACUCUUCCCUAAGUACAUCCUAUCAAGCAGUCCCUACAACUGUGGAUGGGAACAUGAGAUUUGGGAAGAAUAAAGUAAAAGCCCUCUUGUGGAUGGAGGUGCUCAAAUACACAUACAGAAACAAGGACUCAUGUAUGCAUGAAUGCAAUGUCCUGGUGUGCACAGAACCCCCAAAUGUUAAUUAUUCAUUCCACUAAUAUUUGAGAGCCUACUUUGCAAGUUCCUUUUCCUUCUGGAUAGUUUUGCUAAGCUGUUUAUUAGUGGAAACACCUCUCUUCCAUUGGUUUUUUCUUUUCUUGUAGUCUACAAUGCCGCUCUUGAAGGAAAGGCAUUCCAGUCCAGCAUCUUCGAUGAUCUGGGAUCUGCUGAGCAUGCCAAUGAUGGCUCUACCUCUGCUGACUAUUUGCGUGGACACUGCACUCACACCCAAGAAGAAGCUAAUCCGUGGUGGACAGUGGACCUUAGGGAAAGAUUUGAUGUGUCCAGUGUAGUGAUCACCAAUCGAGGGGACUGUUGUGCGGAAAGGAUAAAUGGCGCUGAAAUUCGAGUUGGGGACUCGGAUGAUGAAGGAGGCAUCAGAAAUCCCAGGU